GUAUUCCUUCCGGGUUGAAGCAGUGAAGGGAGGGAUGAAUAGUGAUGCUGGCUGCCUGUGCGUUCCCCUCCGUGCAUCAGCAGCCACACUCUCCCCUCCUCCCCGCUCUCUCACAUAAGGUCCCGGCCAGCCAGAGGCAGCACGUCCGCCCCGGCAACCGCGAGGGACGGCGCUCAGUCAUCCAGCCAGCCAGCCAGCCGCGCACUCCUUUCCUUCAGCCGUCGUAUCCACCCUACUUAACCCUCAUGGAUGUCCCAGCUCACAUCGGCUGUAGACGUCGGGCCACGGCCGCGUAGAUGUGCUCGUCGGCCUUUACGCUAAGCUCCUUUUUUUUCAUGCCGUAAACGGUUAGUGUUCGACGGCAGUGACACAGAGGAGGCUCGCCCCCCUUAGUCGUUAGCCGUGGAAGCUAACGUAGCUAGCUAACUUUAGCCGCGACACUUGGUACCAUAGCCGGGGGGGAGUUUUGUGGAUAGUCUGGGGCGGACUCGGAGCUGCCGCGUCACUCUGUUAAAUCAAGGAGCAUGUUUGAGUGACACGCAAUCAGAUCUCUGACGCUCUGCCCUCCCUGCUGGUGGAGCCCCCUGUACAUCUGACCAGAGACUCCCCUUUCACCUGGGCAGGAUGCGGAGGUUCGCCUACUGCAAGGUGGUUCUGGCCACCUCUCUGGUCUGGGUGAUGCUGGACAUGUUCAUCCUGCUCUACUUCAGCGAGUGCAACAAGUGCGACGACAAGAAGGAGAGAGGACUUCCUGGUAGAGAAGACUCCCUAGUGAGGCCGCGGGACGGGCCCGGGGAAGGUGGGAAGCCUGUGGUGAUCCCGAAGGAGAACCAGGAGAAAAUGAAGGAGAUGUUUAAGAUCAACCAGUUCAACCUGAUGGCCUCUGAGAUGAUUGCGCUCAAUCGGUCGUUACCCGACGUGCGGCUAGAAGGGUGCAAGAACAAGUUAUACCCUGACAAUCUGCCCAGAACCAGCGUAGUGAUUGUAUUUCACAACGAGGCGUGGAGCACGCUGCUGCGCACCGUCCACUCUGUCAUCGACCGCUCUCCCCACACGCUGUUGGAGGAGAUUGUUCUGGUGGACGAUGCCAGUGAACGAGAUUUCCUAAAGCGGCCGUUGGAGCAAUAUGUCCGGAGGCUGGAGAUUCCUGUCAGGGUGGUGCGGAUGGAUCAAAGGUCCGGACUCAUUCGCGCUCGCCUCAAGGGGGCUUCCAUCUCUACAGGCCAGGUCAUUACCUUUCUGGAUGCUCAUUGCGAAUGCACGACAGGCUGGCUGGAGCCGCUGCUCGCUCGCAUCAAGCAAGACAAGAGAACAGUCGUGUGUCCCAUCAUUGACGUGAUCAGCGACGACACCUUCGAGUACAUGGCGGGGUCAGACAUGACGUACGGAGGCUUCAACUGGAAGCUCAACUUCAGAUGGUACCCGGUGCCCCAGAGAGAAAUGGACCGCCGCAAGGGAGACCGCACACUUCCUGUCAGGACUCCCACGAUGGCGGGCGGCCUGUUCUCCAUCGACAGAGAUUAUUUCCAGGAGAUUGGCACGUAUGACGCAGGCAUGGACAUCUGGGGAGGGGAGAACCUGGAAAUCUCUUUCAGAAUAUGGCAGUGUGGCGGGACCCUCGAAAUCGUCACAUGCUCGCACGUGGGUCACGUGUUCAGAAAGGCCACGCCCUAUACGUUUCCUGGAGGAACGGGGCAGAUCAUCAACAAAAACAACCGACGACUGGCAGAAGUCUGGAUGGACGAAUUCAAGAACUUUUUCUACAUCAUCUCCCCUGGUGUGACCAAAGUGGACUACGGUGACAUCACGUCUCGCUCGGCUCUCAGACAGAAGCUUCAAUGUAAACCUUUCAGUUGGUACUUGGAAAACGUCUAUCCCGACUCCCAGAUUCCUCGCCACUAUUACUCUCUCGGAGAGAUCCGAAAUGUGGAGACCAAUCAGUGCUUGGACAACAUGGCCCGCAAAGAGAACGAGAAGGUCGGCAUUUUCAACUGCCACGGCAUGGGGGGCAACCAGGUUUUCUCCUACACGGCCAAUAAGGAGAUCAGGACGGAUGACUUGUGUCUGGAUGUGUCCAAAUUAAACGGACCCGUCAUGAUGCUCAAGUGUCAUCACCUCAAAGGCAACCAGCUGUGGGAGUACGACCCUGUGAAGCUGAGCCUGGUGCACGUCAACAGCAACCAGUGUUUGGACAAGGCCAGCGAGGAGGACAGUCAGGUUCCCAGCGUCAGAGACUGCACACACUUGCGCUCCCAGCAGUGGCUGCUCCGGAACGUCACACUACCUGAGGUCUUCUGAGCGAACAGGACGCCACCCCCCCCUCCCCACUUCCUGUUUCCCUCCCUCCCUCCCUCCUGAUCAACGGACACACACUCUCACACACAUACAGCGGCCGGCGCACGGGAAGCCAUCACGUUCAGAAAGAAAAUGGGGGGGAAAGGGCUCCAGGGGGGUCCCGUGAGGUGGAUGCGGGAGGACGGCUGGGACGGUACGACCUCUGCCUGCCUUCCAUCACGGCGGGGAGGAGUGUUGGAUGAGAGGAAAGGACUCCGGCUAGGAGGAGACACUGGAUGUUUGACUUUUCUUUGUUUUCGGGAGACUCGGCGAGUGAUUCCCCCCUUUUGUGUGCAAACGUCGUCCACGUGGUCAUCAUGUAACGUUUACUGACUGCCUCUUAUCACAGACUGUGUGCACUUAAUUUGUGUGUGACAUGAAUGUUUGCUUUUCCUUUUUUUUUUUUUUUAAUUUAAUUUUCUAAUGGGUUGUGAAAAUGAACUCUUAAAAGCGUGCCUGUGUUCUCUCCUUGCGAGUGUUUGUCUCCCUCUGGUGUCCGCUCCUUGUCAUUACACCCAGACUGAAGCCUGGUGCAUUUAUGAACGAAUAGCUUGUUUCUGAUGGGCGGGACAUACAAAAAAACGAGAGGACCAAAAGUGACAUAUCAAUUUUUUUAAAUGUCCUGUGUCACUGCCCUUCACACGCGAUUCCACUCGCCUCCAUUCAAGCCACUCCAGUGUGUAAACAAGCUUCUUCCAUUCUAACCAACUCCUCCCCCCGCUACCCGUUUAGGCGCCUGAGCUUGUAGCAUCAACUGACAACAGCUUGUUGGCUUCCAAUUGUUUUUAAAGUUUUUUUUAAAUUAUUAUUAUUUGAGAUUUGUUUUUAAACAAUGCUGCUUUUGAACUCUCCACAGAGCGUGUGAGGCAUUCAGGGACAAAAGAGUGGAGCGUCUUUUAGGACAUAUCUCACUUUAUCAGCUCUCGUCAUAUUUUACUCCGCCCAUAUCCGAUAAGACACCACAUCCAUCAUGUUUUUUUUUGUUUGUUUGUUUUUUUUUUUACGUAUCAAAGCGAUGUGGCCAGCGAGUGUUUCCACACACGACGCAUCAUUUCAAGUGGGAAUGAGAAGAAGAAGUGUUGUUGUGGUUUUGUUUGGAUUGUGUUGGGACAGACGUGUCCGGGUUUCCACUCUGAGAGCAUCCAAGUGUCGUGAAUAAAAGUGAAGGCAUUGACACAACCUGACAAGGUCACAUCCUGUCUCCUCUGUUGCUUCUC
Molecule: messenger RNA, 3551 nt
Organism: Doryrhamphus excisus (bluestripe pipefish)
Lineage: Eukaryota; Metazoa; Chordata; Actinopteri; Syngnathiformes; Syngnathidae
Gene: galnt1
Product: UDP-N-acetyl-alpha-D-galactosamine:polypeptide N-acetylgalactosaminyltransferase 1
Biological process (GO): protein O-linked glycosylation
Cellular component (GO): Golgi apparatus
Molecular function (GO): polypeptide N-acetylgalactosaminyltransferase activity
Source: RefSeq, a predicted model, not a curated record